Ictalurus furcatus (blue catfish) is the source of this 1657-nucleotide messenger RNA. It is a transcript of the gene bloc1s5, whose product is annotated as biogenesis of lysosomal organelles complex-1, subunit 5, muted. The transcript has 5 exons. Bases 230 to 697 code for a protein of 155 amino acids. NCBI's taxonomy places the organism in Eukaryota, Metazoa, Chordata, Actinopteri, Siluriformes, Ictaluridae. Gene Ontology annotation, cellular component: transport vesicle; BLOC-1 complex. The record is from RefSeq and is a predicted model, not a curated record.
UAACAACAGAAGAAGAAGAAGAAGAAGUUGUUGCCGUUUAGCUAUUGUUGUUGGAAGUCUUUUGUUAGUAGUUUGCCAAUUAAAAUUUUAUUUUAUUAUUUCAAAGCGUGAUAUUUUAGUAUCACGUAUUGUAAAUAAUCUUGAUUUGUGUAAGCUGAUAACAAAAAGGUCGGAUAUAAACAAAUGCUUUAGGAGUCAUUAUUAUUUCUUUUACUGACGUCUUGUGAACAUGGACAAAAUAGCUCACGCAGAUGUUGGUGACAUUCAGUCAAGGUUACUGGACCAUAGGCCAGUCUUACAAGGAGAGAUCAGGUACUUUUUAAGAGAAUUUGAGGAAAAGCGGGGCUUUAGGGAGUGCCGUCUACUAGAAAACUUGAACAAGUUGGUGACUGAGACCGAAGAACAAGUACUGCCCAGAUGCACCAAGACCAUGAAAGCAAAUUUACUUGACGCUCUCAGUUGCUUGGAAGCAGUAAAUCAUAUGAUGCAGAGAAUCCAGCAGAUGGAGCUAGAAACCCAGCAUAGCAUAAUUCUUCAGGAGGGUAUGGAGAAGCGCAAAGCUGACUGGGAGGACUUCUUGAAAGAGCAGGCUCGGUUAAAGGAGGAGGUUGACGAGGAGCAUGCUAAAGCCGUGGGCAGACUUAGUAUCCAGUACAGUGAGAUGAAGAAAGACCUUGCCAAGUUCUCCCACUUUUGAUGUCUUCCACAGAUGUUCCUGUUUUUGGACAUGUUUUUGUUAGAAAAUGUUUUUCUGCAGACACAGGCCACCUUUCAACGAGAUGUGAUUUAAACUAAUUAUGUUGUGUUGACAGCAAUUUGCUGAACAAAGUAUAGAGAAGGGCUAAGGAAGCUUGUAACUUGUUUUACAUAGAAUGAUGCUCGCUUUACGUGAUUUUCACACUGGGCAGGUUUGCUGCAAUCCGAAUGAGAUUGUUCUCAGUGGCCACCCAACAAACCCUCCCAACAGUAUGGUUUCAGACUCACUUGAUUGUAUUGAGCCCCGGUGCAUUUGCAUUCAUCUACCAGCAUCACAAACGCGCAUGGAGAACAUAACGCGAAUCACCAUUUAUACUGAAAAAAAAAUUGGUCCUGUUAUGCGCAAGAGAUAUUAUGUGUAGCAGUGGACCUUUUCUGUGUCCCACAAAAUCCCCUGAAAUUCAUACAACAUGUGUGUUGUGGAAAUUAAUACUGUCGCCAUCAACUAAAACACAUGCACAGGUUACUUUAUUUCCUGAAAAAGUGUGGAACCUGUGAAGGAGUAUGUUCACAUUCUCAGACCACCUCCUACAGGUAGUCUCUGGUUUGGAACCACGGUGGGCUUCCCAGUUCACGUGACAGCUUUCACAUUAACAAUUUUUCAUGCGAACCGUGCUCUGUUUUGGAAUAAACCACCAGUAUGAAAGUGUUAUUUACUCUCUGCAUGUACAUGUGGUUUACAUAAAAAUAUUUAGUUGUUAAUAGGGCUAGGUGAUAUAUUGAUAUAAUAUGGAUAUCAUGAUAAAUGAUUGUGAUACACUUAGCUUUGGUAUGGUGAUGUAUUUUUUUUAUGUUUUUAAUAAUUACACAUAAAUGGUACUGAAUGGAUGUUGAUUUUACGUAAUUUAAAAAAAGAAUAAUAUCUUUGGACUUUGUAGGCAUUAAAGUAUCGUCAAACUUG